This is a messenger RNA of Ziziphus jujuba (common jujube), 2850 nucleotides long. RefSeq names its product QWRF motif-containing protein 2. The transcript has 6 exons. Gene Ontology annotation, biological process: centrosome cycle; spindle assembly. Gene Ontology annotation, molecular function: microtubule binding. Bases 322 to 2385 code for a protein of 687 amino acids. Lineage: Eukaryota; Viridiplantae; Streptophyta; Magnoliopsida; Rosales; Rhamnaceae. The record is from RefSeq and is a predicted model, not a curated record. Gene Ontology annotation, cellular component: cytoplasm; centrosome; nuclear microtubule.
UUUUUCUCCUUUUACACUCACAGACCCAUCUCCACCUACUCUCUCUCUCCUCGUCUUUUUUCUCUUUCUCUCUCUAAAACUCACCCAACGCAGCCAAGCCACUGCUCUCCUUUCACUGUUUCAGACAAAAAAAAAAAAAGAAAGGAAGAAUUGCUGAAUCUUCAACAAACCCAUCUCAGGAUUUGCCAUUCCUCUGCAAUAUCUUAAAUCUGCUUUUGCUGGGUUUUUUCUCAGCCGUGGAAGACAAAAACUGAAUUAAGAAAAAAAAUAAGAAGCUUUUCUUCUCUGCAAUGUGAGGAGGAUUUUUUCCAUUUUAGGCCUAUGAUGGUGGUGGCUGCUAUUUCUGGAGCAGCUUCGACUGACCCAGCAGCAGCAGCAGCGAACAACGGCAAAACUUCCUCACACCAACAAGACCGCCAGACCCAUCUGCGAAACCCUUCAAGACCACCUUUAUUGCCUUCUGAGAAAGACAAUGGCGUCCUUCAGAGAAGACCCAGAGGUAGACAAGUCUCUUCCAGGUACAUGUCCCCUUCUUCUUCAACUUCCACCUCUACUUCCACUACCACCACAACAACCACCACCACAUCUUCUUCUUCGUCUUCUCGAAGAUGCCCUUCCCCUUUGCUCUCUCGCUCCACCAAUUCCACUUUGGCCUCUUCGACAACAACCCCUUUGUCCUCCUCUGCUUCGAAACGUUCCCAAUCGGUAGACCGGAGGCGACCCAUGACGGCGCCUCGACCCACAACUCCUCUCCCUGAGUCUAGACAAGGCAAUGCCGGUGGUAAUGGUGAAGUCUCGGCGGCGGCGAAGCUUUUGGUUACUUCGACGAGGAGUUUGUCGGUUUCGUUUCAAGGGGAGGCGUUUUCGCUUCCGAUUAGCAAGACUAAAACCGCCGCGACGCCGAGUUUGAGCGCUGCCAGAAAAGCUACGCCUGAACGGCGGAGGUCGACACCGGUUAGAGGAGGAGGAGCAGGAGGAGGAGAUCAGGUGGAGAAUUCGAAACCCGUCGAUCAGCACCGUUGGCCGGCUAGAGCGAGACAAGGUAGCUUAGUGGGUUCGAAUCCCUUGUCGAGGAGUUUGGAUUACAGUGCGGAUAAGAAGCCCAAUGGGUUUGGAUCUGGGAUUGUGGCUCGGGCAUUGCAGCAAUCUAUGAUUGAUGAAAGCAGAAGAGCUUCUUUUGAUGGUAGAUUUAGCUUGGAUUUGGGAAGCAACAAUGCAGUUCAGCAAAACCCAGAUGCUAAUUCAGUGAAUGAAUCUUCUUUGCCUUCUGAUCUUACUGCUUCUGAUACAGAUAGUGUUUCCUCCGGUAGUACUUCAGGGGUUCAAGACUCCGGUGGGGUUUCCAAGAACCGGACCACCGGUACUCGUGGCAUUGUAGUGUCGGCGAGGUUUUGGCAGGAGACUAAUAGCCGGUUGAGGCGGUUGCAGGAUCCGGGUUCGCCAUUGUCGACCAGUCCGGUGUCGAGAAUGGGAGCUCCGGCGAAGUUUGUUGGGUCUAAAAAGUAUGCCGGAGAUAACUCAUUAUCGUCUCCUAGAACAAUGGCUUCUCCUAUUAGAGGAGCUGCACGACCUGCAUCACCAAGUAAGUUAUGGACAUCUUCAUCAUCAUCAUCAUCAUCAUCACCUUCAAGGGGGAUAAGUAGUCCUUCUCGGAUGAGAAAUGGACUUGCUGGAAGCUUGAAUAGUAGUUACUUGGGCAGUACACCUUCAAUUCUCAGUUUUUCGGUGGAUAUUCGGAGAGGGAAGAUGGGGGAAGAUCGUAUCGUUGAUGCACACAUGUUGAGACUUCUGUAUAACCGUUAUUUGCAAUGGCGGUUUGUAAAUGCAAGAGCAGAUGCUACUUUCAUGGUGCAGAAACUAAAUGCAGAGAAAAAUCUCUGGAAUGCAUGGGUAACAAUCUCGGAACUACGACAUUCUGUCACUCUUAAAAGGAUCAAGUUGCUAUUGGUGAGGCAAAAAUUGAAGCUAACUUCUAUCCUCAAGGGACAAAUUUCUUUUUUGGAAGAAUGGUCCCUUCUGGAUAGAGAUCAUUCUAGCUCCUUGCUAGGAGCAACUGAAGCCUUGAAGGCCAGUACUCUCAGACUUCCAGUUGUUGGUAAAACUGUGGCUGACAUUCAGAAUCUUAAAGAUGCUGUGAGUUCAGCAGUUGAUGUGAUGCAGGCAAUGGCAUCUUCCAUAUGCUCUCUCUCAUUGAAGGUGGAGGAAGUCAACACCUUGGUGGCUGAACUCGUGAAGGUGACUGCAAAAGAGCGCAUUAUGCUUGAACAAUGCCAAGAAUUCUUAUCCACAAUAGCGGCCAUGCAGGUCAAAGACUGUAGCUUGAGAACACACAUAAUACAAUUAAAUCGAGUACCAACUACCAGCGGUCUGACAACACAUGUGUAGAACUGAUCUUAUUUGACUACUCACUCUGAAUGCUAACAUUACAUCGACGCUUUUCUUUUUACCACGAGAGGGAUGGAGAUGGAGGUGGAGGUGGAGUUGUAGGUGGAGGUGAAGGCGGAGACGGAAUGCAAACAUGGGAGGUAAUAAGAACAGAAUUGGAUGGGAUUCAAUUAGCUGGUUUUGGCUUCUGAUUUGGCAUUUUUCGAUAACCUGUUUGGGGUCUCUUCUAUCUCAUGUAUCUCAAAAUUGUAUCUUUUGUAAUGUGGAGAAUAUUAGAAAAUGGCUUUUCCUCACUAAAUUAGGUGUAUACAACUACUUGUAUUUUUUUUUUUUUUUUUUUCCUUGAGGGCAAAAAGGAAAUGUAUAUGUAUAUAUGUAAUGUCCUGAUCUCUGUUAAUCAAGUAGUAGUUUGUUCUGAAAUUCUUCAUUUAAAGCUCUGAAAAUGGUUUGCCUAUUUUCUUAUUA